This is a messenger RNA of Trichomonas vaginalis G3, 351 nucleotides long. RefSeq lists its product as uncharacterized. Bases 1 to 351 code for a protein of 116 amino acids. The transcript has a single exon. Lineage: Eukaryota; Parabasalia; Trichomonadida; Trichomonadidae. The record is from RefSeq and is a predicted model, not a curated record.
AUGUCCCACGUCCCACCAACCCAGUCCAUUCCCAAACCAGAGGAACCUAAAGAACCACAACAGUCUCCUCAGCAACCUCAGUUCCAGCAAGUACCUCCACCAAAUUACUACCAAUUUCCACCUCAAGGUUACUACCCACCACAAGGCUUCCCGAACUACCCUCCUCAGCCUAUGCCUUACUUCCCCAACCCUUGGAUGUUCCAGCAAGCUCCACCCCAGCAAUUCCAAUCUCAAUCCAAAUCGAAGAGAGACCAAGAGUUCGAAGAAGGUCUGAACCGUUUACGCAAAGAGUAUGCCACAGCUCCAAUUGAGAGAAAGUUGUUCCCGGACCAAAAAUAUAUUUUAGGGUAG